CGUGUAUUCGUAUUGCUGGCUGGCCGGUUCCCAGAUCCUAGCUUAUUGGCUACAAGGGCAGCUCGUGUCCCAACGUUUGUACGGGUGGUGAAGAGGGUUAGUAUAGUUAGAGCGAAGCAGUCAGUCACCUUUCUGUUUAGACCCCUGGAGUAAUUUGCCAUGGCUCAGAGUAGUCCACCCCCCUUUGACCCCAAUCGCCCACCUUUGAUCGAAGGCUUUACGCCAACCGCCGUCCACCGCGAGAAAACCAGAGAAAAGUUCCUGCUCAAGAUCCGCGAGAACCCGCUGGUGCCCAUUGGCUGCCUUGGCACAGCAGGAAUUUUGACCUAUGGACUCAUCUGCUUCAAGAGGGGCAAAACCCGCCAGUCCCAGAUGAUGAUGCGGGCACGUAUUCUAGCCCAGGGUUUCACUGUUGCAGCCUUACUGGUGGGUGUGGUGGUUACAGCACUGAAACCAAGGAAGUGAACGUACUGCUGGUGUGCAGUAAUAUGUGACAAUCCUGUCUCAGUGAAUCCUUCUGCCGUGGAGAGGGUACUUGCAGGUUGAUGUCUUAUUGAUCAUUUUGGAUUGAACAUCAAGUGUCAGAGAGUUCCAGAUUCUUUUUAUAUUGUUAUAACUGUAUUAACACAUUCAAAUAAUUCAGCCUUGUCACUGGUGUAUAAGAAUUUUUGUGCACAGAUGUAGCCUUGUGAGACCAGUUUGCUGACAAGGCCAGUAUCCUGGAGUAAAGGUUAUUAGGAAAGCUUA
Molecule: messenger RNA, 747 nt
Organism: Rhineura floridana
Lineage: Eukaryota; Metazoa; Chordata; Lepidosauria; Squamata; Rhineuridae
Gene: HIGD2A
Product: HIG1 hypoxia inducible domain family member 2A
Exons: 2
Coding region: 160-465 (101 amino acids)
Biological process (GO): mitochondrial respirasome assembly
Cellular component (GO): mitochondrion
Source: RefSeq, a predicted model, not a curated record